Molecule: messenger RNA, 10552 nt
Organism: Spirodela intermedia
Lineage: Eukaryota; Viridiplantae; Streptophyta; Magnoliopsida; Alismatales; Araceae
Source: the annotation of a GenBank genome assembly
AUGAAGGAGACGAAGGCAUCGCCCCCGUCCAGCGCCGCCGUAUCGGCGGUGUCGGCGUUGGCGUCGGCGUCGGCGUCGGCGUCGGCCUCGUCGGUGGGGGCGGCGGCGCCGACGGAGCUCCGCCAGGCGCCGCCGUCGUCGCCGGUAGCACAGCAACCGGAGGAGACGGCGGCGCCGCCGGCCGCGGCGGGGAGAGAUGGCGUCGGAGGGCAGGAGGCGGCGGUCUCGGUGGAGCGCCGCGGCGAGCAUUCCGCUGUGUGCCGCUGGUCCGUGGCGGCGUUCCCCCGCGUGAAGGCGCGAGCUCUGUGGAGCCGCUACUUCGAGGUCGGCGGCUACGACUGCCGCCUCCUCGUCUACCCCCGGGGAGACUCUCAAGCUCUGCCGGGAUACCUCUCCGUCUACCUCCAGAUCGUCGAUCCCCGCAGCGGCUCGAGCUCGUCUUCUUCCUCUCGGUGGGACUGCUUCGCCAGUUAUCGCCUCUCCAUCCCCAAUCACGCCGACGAGUCCAAGUCCAUCCACCGCGACUCCUGGCACCGAUUCUCGUCCAAGAAGAAGUCCCACGGCUGGUGCGACUUCACCCCAGCCGCCGCCGUCCUCGACCCGCGCGCCGGCUUCCUUUCCGGUCCCGGAGAGUCUCUCGUCGUCACCGCAGAUAUCCUGGUGCUUGACGAGUCCGUCUCCUUUUCCAGAGACAUUGUCCCACACUCCGAUCAUCAUCACCAUCACCAGGCUCAGUCGUCGGCGGCUGUGGCGGGGGUUGGAGGCGCCGGUGCUGGCGGGGACACGCUGAAUGGGAAGUUCACAUGGAAGGUGCAUAACUUCAGCCUCUUCCGGGAAAUGAUCAAAACGCAGAAGAUCAUGAGCCCGGUUUUUCCGGCAGGUGAAUGCAAUCUUCGGAUUAGUGUGUACCAGAGCUCGGUGUCUGGUAUUGAGUAUCUGUCGAUGUGUCUUGAGAGCAAGGAUGCUGAGAAGAGCUUGCUGCCGUCAGACCGGAGCUGCUGGUGCCUCUUCCGCAUGUCGGUCCUGAACCAGCGCCAAUCUAGUGGCGCCAGCAGUGGUGGUAACCAUGUCCAUAAGGACUCCUAUGGAAGGUUUGCAGCAGACAGCAAGGGUGGGGAUAAUACCAGCCUUGGGUGGAAUGACUACAUGAAGAUGGCAGACUUCAUGUCAACUGAGAAUGGGUACCUUGUUGAUGAUACUGCAGUGUUCAGUGCAUCCUUCCACGUGAUAAAGGAGUCGAGCAAUUUCUCCAAGAGUGUGAACUGCAGUGGCAGCAUAGCACAGGGAACAAGUGGGAGGACGGGAGUGGGGGGUGGGGCAAGAAAGUCAGAUGGGCACUUCGGUAAGUUUACAUGGAGAAUUGAGAACUUCACAAGGCUCAAGGACCUCCUUAAAAAGCGGAAGAUAACAGGGCUAUGUGUCAAAAGCCGGAGGUUUCAAAUUGGUAAUCGAGACUGUCGCCUAAUUGUGUAUCCAAGAGGUAAGAAUGAUGCGCUCUGACCAGUCACAGUGUUGUGCGAUUUAUGCUGACUUGCAGAGUUUAAUUGGGAUAAUUGUAAGCUUUGUGAUAUGUAUGCUAGAUGUUGCUUUCAGCAUUCUAAUCAUGAAGUUCAAGAUCACCGUUAAAGUUUAUCUUUUCAUAAUAUGCAUUAUUCUCAGGGUGGCCAACGAAUUUUUUUUCUCUUAUUGUUACAUGUAGGAAAUUUCCUCUGUUCUCUAGCCAAAGGGUUAUAAAUUAACACACGUCAUGCCACUUGUUGGAUACAUAUUUUCUUUAAGCCAAGAAGAUUAAAACGCUAGAACUGUAACAUAAUAUCUGUAUUUCUCUGAGGGGAGGGGGGACUUGUGGUAGUUCUGAUUUUAAAUAAAGAAAAAGGAGAGAAUUGAUAUGUUCAGAACAUUUACGAUCAAUUCCUAGGUUUUCGUUAUUGGAUUUGGAAAUAUGUUGGAGUGCCUUCUUUCCAUCUUGUCUUUCUUCCUUCAACUUUAUUCUGAUCAUGAAUUUAUGUAUCAUGAAUAGACUCUUUAGCAGAAUUUUUUGGUUAUUAUUGUGGUUUACUAAAAAGUGUGCGUCCACUUUCUUGUACUCUACUGUGUACCAGGGCAGUCUCAGCCUCCAUGCCACCUCUCGGUUUUUCUUGAAGUAACAGAUUCUAAAAACACCUCAAGUGACUGGAGUUGCUUCGUGAGUCAUCGCCUGUCAGUCGUCAAUCAAAAACUGGAGGAGAAAUCUAUUACAAAGGAGUCUCAAAAUCGUUACUCAAAGGCUGCUAAAGAUUGGGGCUGGAGAGAGUUUGUAACUUUAACAAGUCUCUUUGACCAGGAUUCUGGAUUCCUUGUACAGGACACUGUCAUAUUUUCUGCCGAGGUACUUAUAUUAAAGGAAACAUCCAUAAUACAAGAACUAUCAGACCCAGACCGCGAAUCAUGUGGUGCAGGUCCAGGUUCUCAGAUUGAUUCGAUUGGAAAGAGAGGAUCCUUCACUUGGAGAGUUGAAAACUUUUCAUCAUUCAAGGAAAUAAUGGAAACAAGGAAAAUCUUUAGCAAAUUCUUUCAAGCUGGAGGGUGUGAACUGCGAAUCGGUAGGUGAAUCCUUUCGCUUUUUGUACAAUUGCUUGUGGAUCUGUUGCAAUUAUUUUAUAGAAAUGUUAUCAUGAUGCAGGUGUCUAUGAAUCCUUUGACACAAUAUGUAUAUAUUUGGAGAGUGAUCAAUCAGCUGGAAGUGAUCCGGACAAGAACUUUUGGGUUCAAUAUAGAAUGGCUGUUGUAAAUCAGAAGAACCCUGCAAAAACUGUUUGGAAGGAGUCAUCUAUCUGCACAAAGACAUGGAACAACUCUGUGCUCCAGUUUAUGAAGGUUUCUGACAUGCAAGAAGCAGAUGCUGGUUUCCUUGUCCGGGACACAGUGGUCUUUGUGUGUGAAAUUUUGGAUUGCUGCCCCUGGUUUGAGUUUUCCGACCUUGAUGUAAGUUUUAUGGUAUCCGUUUAGCUUGUAGAUGAUGGAGAGUAUUUUAAUUGAUAUUUUUAUCUAUUCCUUGUCACCCUUGAUGUGCUCAACCUAGGAACUGAAGAAAAAUUGACAGAUGUCAUUUUGAAUGAUCUGUAUUAAUAGUAUUGCCAAAACAUGAUGUCUCACAUUCUGUGCAUAAUAUUUUCGAUCUCGCAAAAUAUAGACAAAAAAAGUCCAAAUAUUUUAUGUGAUGGUUACAGUAUUUGAUGUCUUGUUGGCAAGCCCUUACAUAAUCAUGGAUUGUUGAGUUGGGAAUAAUUGUAUUCCCUGAACCCAUAUCAGAUUCAAUGGGGAGAGGCGUAGUUUUGUGUUGGCUUGGGAAAACUUAUUUCUUAUUUGUGUCCGAUAUGCGGAAAUGAUGUGAAUCGGAAGACUCUCAUUUGAGUUAUUUAUUGGGAUUUUUAAGGCUAGAAAGUGCAUUUCUCUUGUCAUGUAUUAAACACGAGUAGAAUUGUGGAUAAAAUAUUGCCCUUUCGAACGUGUUAAGACAUCGUUUUAUUAGUAAAAUCAUGUCUUCGACUGGUAAAAAGUGCUCAGAAUGAUCUAAAAAAUUGCUGAAUUGAUGAAGAAGUGGAACAUACGAACUGAUGGAAAAGUGUCAAUCCCGUUUUCGCUUUCUUGAAUACAUAAGUAGCCUGCAAACAGUCUAAUUUAUUGGCAUGGUAGUUCUUGAGAGUUACUAUGUACUAUCUGAAAAUCUCUCCUAUUUCUUUGUCUUUAUAUUCCAUAGUGAAUUGUUACAAUUUCAAGCUCUCUGAAUUUUGAGCCUCAUUAUGGAAAUAUCACAAAAGCUGCACUUAUUCGGCGUCAUAAUUCCUGAUUCUGGGAAUAGAUUUCAUCCAGAUGUUUGGACCUUGUUCUUAUCUGAUAGAUGGGCUUUAUCUCUGUAUAGAAAGUAAUUUUUAUGGGUUGACCAUCGAAUGCCACUCUUGCAUCAAUAAUCUUUCCAGAAUCGAGGGAGAGUUCCAUUGGUAUUAUAUUUUCAUGAUGGUUGCGUGAACUUUUCUUCAUUAUAAUAUUUCUUGGAUUUGGGAGAGAGGAUGUGUAAAAAGGAUUGGGGCCCCAUUUUUUAUACGAAUGGCAAUAUUUACCGUUACUACUUUCUAUCUUUAGUUACUAAUCUUGGCCUAGCCAUCACUGUCAUGGUAUAUCAGGCUUUAUUAAAAUUUCCAACUCCCAUAAGGAAAGUUUCUGCUUUCUUCCUCUAGAAAAAAUAUCGUUUUGAGAUAAUCCUUCAACAAGGAAAAUGUUAUACCCAUGCUAUUUCCUACACUGCUUUUUCAGGCAUCGGAGGGAUGGAAGUGAUAUGAAUUCAAACUAGACAGAAGUCAUAUAAUAUAAUAAUAGCAAGGAAUCCACAAUUAACUGGGUGAUAUGGUUUUUCUCCUUCCCUUUGAUUUGUUUCUGACUUCUUGUUUUUCAGUAUUUUUCAUGCUUCCAGAUUUUAUUUAAAAAAUAUUAAUGUGUUAACUAAGGAUUUGGACAGCUUAUUUAUUUCUCAAUUUUUUAUUUUUCUUUGGUGAGGCAGUUGUAAGGUUUCUAGUUCUCAAACUUUUCUUACUCCAACCACCCGAAUUUUCGAUUAUUUGCAGAGGAAUCCUACUAAUUUUCAUCGUUUAGUCAAUUAUUUAUUUUAAGAUUAAUUUUAUUCCUCAUGUAGUGAGGUCUCAAGUUCAACGCAAUUUAUUGAGAUCGAGUGUGUGAAACAGGGGUGUACAGGCAGAUGUUCCUGGAUUUCGCCCUGGUCCAGUUUGUCAUGCCUGAGGUUUUUCUUUUGUUUUUGGCUUGACCUGAUGCAGCCAACAGCCCAUGUAGUUUGAUGGCCGGGGAAGGGGCGGAGGUGCAUGUUUUCUGGUGAAGUGUGGAGCAGAUUUGUGGCACUUCUCUUCUUGUUUGCUUAUUUUUUUGCCUGUAAUGGCUUUUACCGUUUUAAAUUGAAGAUGAUGUCUUACGAAUAUUUUUCCAGAAGUGAUGGUGGUUGACUGUGCUUUUCAGUCAUUACUUUUCUGUAGUAUGAGCCUACAUCUUAUGUUCCUUGUCUAAUUAUCUCAAUUUCUAUAAUAUGUGUUAGGCACUUGCUUCUGAGGAUGAUCAGGAUGCAUUGUCAACAGACCCGGAUGAACUCAUUGAUUCUGAGGACAGUGAAUGUGUUAGUGGAGAUGAAGAGGACAUGUUUAGAAAUCUCUUAUCUCGGGCAGGGUUUCACCUCACUUAUGGAGAUAAUUCCUCACAACCACAAGUCACCUUGAGGGAAAAGCUCUUGAUGGAUGCUGGAGCCAUAGCUGGAUUUCUGACUGGAUUGCGUGUCUAUCUCGAUGAUCCAGCUAAAGUCAAGCGCUUGCUUCUUCCAACAAAACUAUCAAGUAGUAGCGUAGGGAAGAAAGAUAUUACCAGGAAUGAUGCAAAUUCUCCAAGCCUGAUGAAUUUACUGAUGGGAGUCAAAGUCUUGCAGCAGGCUAUUAUAGAUUUACUGUUGGAUAUAAUGGUUGAGUGUUGCCAGCCAUCAGAAGAAAGGGGGAGCCAAGAUUCACCAGAUGUAGUCUCGAAGUCUUGCUCUGAUGAUAUCGGAUUUGUGACGUCAGAACCCAGGGAAGACAGUUCCACUACAGAUUGUGCAGUACAGAGUUCUGUGUACCAGAGGCUGGACCAUGGAUCAGAGGACAAUAACAGUGGUUAUGCUGUACAGAGUUCAGAUCUGACUGCCAAUGAAACAGAUGAGAAGAUUGAUCCUGUUCGGCCUUGUUUUCCUUCUGUCACAUCAGCUGAAGAUCUUUCAGUAGAUGAUGGCUUUAUUCGAUCUAAGGUGAUGAGCUAAUUAAAAAUCUGUAGAUUUCAUUAGUUUGUGCUUCCUAUCUUUUAUUAACAUUUAUUUCAAAACUCCAUUUUAAUCAGCUAAUUGAAUAACUAUUUUGCAGACCAAAUGGCCAGAACAGUCUGAGGAGUUACUUGGGUUGAUUGUUAAUUCCUUGAGUGCCCUUGAUAGUGCUGUUCCCCAAGGCUGUCCAGAACCCAGAAGAAGGCCUCAGUCAGUUCAGAAGAUUGCUCUUGUUUUAGACAAAGCUCCUAAGCAUCUUCAGCCAGAUCUAGUUGCUCUGGUGCCUAAACUGGUUGAUAACUCAGAACAUUCCCUUGCUGCUAGUGUUCUGAUUGACUGCCUUCAGAAACCAGAUAAAGAAACUGAGCUUUGGAUGCCGGUAUUUCCUGUAACUUUUACCGAUUUGACAUUUUCUUUAUUCUGCCUUUUUUUUUUGGGUUUCUUUAUUCUAUUGUGAAAAAUUGAGUAAUCAUUAUCUUUGUGCAUUUCUUCGAUGUUCUUAGUCAUCUGUUAAAUGAAAAAAUGUCAGGUAUUUGGUGCUCUCAAUCAGUUGGAAUUUAGUCCUGAGGUUUGGCAACGUGCACUCUUUCAAGCUUUUAAUCUGUUGGCUGAUAGCAAUGAUGAACUUCUGGUAGCAGCUAUCAGUUUUGUUUUCAAGGCUGCAUCACAGUGCCAGCUGCUUUCUCACGCGGUAUAUCUUUCAAUCUCCAUAGUGUCAACAGUAGUGAUAUCUUUUUAUGCUUUCUGAUAAUUGCCUUCCCUAUAAUUUAUGGGAUUUAUAGUCCAGUCCACUAAUUUUCAAAGCUUGGGUGAGCAGGCUAGAGCAGUCCGUUCAAGAUUGAAAAGCUUGGGUCCUGGAGUCCCACAAUGUGUUCUGGAUGUUCUAGGCAAGACAGUCAGCACAUGGGCUGAUGUUACUGAAGCUAUUUUGAGGGAUAUUGACUCAGAUAUUGAGCCUGAUGGAGAUUCCUCAUUAACAACUCGCACAGUUUUUCCUGAUAGUGUUAAUGCUCUUUCAAUGGGAUUGUUGAGUACUUCUGAAGAACAGGCUGUUUAUGGCAGUCAACACAUAGCAGACAUUUAUGUCUUAAUCGAGAUGCUUUCCAUUCCUGCCAUUUUUGUUGAUGUCUCUCAGGUUUUUGUGAGAGCUAUUUCUCGUGGAGCCAUUACUCUGCAGUCAGUGGCCAUGGUGCUGGAAAGACGCCAUUCACAGAUGUUCGCCAUGAAAUCCAGCGCUGCAGCUGAUGGUGUUCAAAGUAACGACCUGGCCGAGAAAAAAGAUGAAGCAUUACCAGUCCAAAAUGAUGACUAUACUUCAUUUCUUAAUCUAGGUCAAGUAUUAUCUCUCUCUAAAGAUUCCAGGGUGCAGGAUUUUGUGAGGAUGCUUUAUGCUAUAAUGUUUAAAAUAUAUUCUGAUGCGAAUCACCAUGAAAUGCUAUUGAAAACACUCGUUGAUAAUGCAACAAGUAGCUCAGAUGGUCAAGUUGUAGAGAUUGAUAUGGAUGUCUUGGCAUUCUUGGUUCGAGAAGAAGAUGGCGUUGCCAGAGAGGUUCUAAACAUGCUGCGGAAGGUUUGUGAGCUUGCACAUGUUGACCGUGCAACACUUUGGCAUCAGUUAUGUGCUAUGGAAAAUGAAAAUCUAAGAGCUCAGGAAGAUCGGAAGACAGAACUGGCCAAUUUUUCUCGAGAUAAGGCAGUUCUGGCGCAAAGACUGAGUGAAUCAGAGGCAACUGUAAAUCGUCUUAAGGUAUCCGAUCCCAUCCUAUAUUGGAAACACUACCGUUCGUCUAGUCCUGUUUGUUUUCUAUUUAAGCUCCUGUUGCUAAUGCAUGCCUUUCAAUUUUGACAGUCUGAGCUAAGGGCUGAGACUGAACGUUUUGUUCGUGAAAGGAAGGAGCUUUCUGAACAAAUAGCAGAGGCUGAAAGUCAACUAGAAUGGGCUCGUUCUGAAAGGGAUGAGGAAGUCAAAAAGCUGUCUGCUGAAAGGAAGGUCCUUCAGGAUCGUCUUCAUGACGCAGAAGUUCAACUUUCUCAGCUGAAGUCUCGAAAGAGGGAUGAACUUAAGGUAAACGACGUGUUCUUGUUGCUUCACAUGUAAUGAUGCUGUGCAUUAGGAAAAUAAUUCAUGCAUAGAGUAUUUCUCCAAGUGUAUGCCCGUUUGUUUUUCCUUAUGGUUGCCUUCUGCAGUGACAGAGGUACCUUGUUUUAUUUUUGUUGAUAACUAUUGUCUUCGGUCGUUACCAUUUCCUGCAGGCGCUAACAUUCUAAUUUGACACUCGGCAAACAAGCUAUUGACAAAGUUGACGAAUAAUUUAUACUCUCAGUUAUUUUUUCAGUAGUAAUAUUGCAACAUUUCUUGAGAGACAGCAGAAUGAUGCCUAGAAACUGGCUUGUAGCAUCAGUUAUUAUACUUGUGAUAAAUAAAGAUAACUGGCGUUGUGGUGAUUGCAUGAAUGGUGGUGUUUCUAAACUUAGAAUUAGAAUCAGGAUCCAGAGAAAGAGAAUAUUUUUUCAUUGAUUCCCAAUGACAAAGGUCGGUUUCAUUCCUGUGAGAUAUUUUUUAAAACAGUAACUGCAUUCCAACUACGGAAGUACACCUGCACAUCCUUGCCAUGCCCAUGAUGAUAAAAUAUUUUGCUGAAGUUUUUUUCUUUAAUUAAUAUGCAUAUGAUAAACGAACACUUCGAUUUUUUCGGAUGGUUUAUCUUAGAGCGUCACAAUUAAUGUUAAAAGUUUCAAUUCAUAUUUAACAACUGCACUGUCUAGAAAAAAAAACGACGUUUUUUAUGGAUUUUUGUUUACUUGCGUGCCAAAGCCUGAUUAUAUAGCUUGAUUUUCCCUGGAUCACUUUCUUGAUCUGUAAUUAACAAGUGUGUUGUUUUGUCAAAUUACUUUAAACGAGAAGUUUGAGCGGCUUCUGAUCAGGCGAGCACACUGUAACUAGUUUGUAUUAUCUUACGGAUCCUAGUUUUUUAUUUGGGAGAGUCCCAGAGGAUUUAGUAAUGCCUGCAUUUCUUGUUUGAUUGCUCCUCUUAAUCGGUGAGAUCCCAUUAUGUGGAAUUGGAAGCUUUCGAGAAACACUUCAACCGUUUAAUUCUGGUCUAUUUGUUUCUGGGAUACCUAAAUCUACAUACAUCUUCACGAUUUUUUAUUUAUUAUCUUACUUACUUUCAGCUUAGCAUAUGAAAUGACGAAAUUGUUCUCUUUCUUAUUUAUUUAUUGACAUUGAACUUGUACGGAAUUUGUACUCGGCAGAAAGAAAUUGCACUUGCCUAUUUAUGGUUGAACAUAACUGAGUAUUUGAAACUUUUCCAGCUCUCUGUUCCCCUUCCAAGUGUCUUCACCAGUUUGUACUGCUGUUCUUUACAAGGGUGUAUAAAGUUUCAUGCUUCUGACUUUGUGAUCUUUUUUUCACGCUUAGUAUGAGACGUCCAUGUUCAUACUCGUACUAAUAUUUUGCUGGAUAUAUCCGCACAGAGAGUUGUGAAAGAGAAGAAUGCCUUAGCUGAACGGUUGAAGAGUGCAGAAGCAGCAAGGAAGAGGUUUGACGAAGAGUUGAAACGCUAUGCUACAGAGACUGUAACGAGGGAGGAAGUUCGGCAAUCAUUAGAAGAUGAAGUCCGGCGGCUGACCCAAACAGUGGGACAGACAGAGGGAGAAAAACGGGAGAAGGAAGAACAGGUUGCUCGAUGUGAGGCAUAUAUUGAUGGAAUGGAGGCAAAGCUGCAGACUUGCCAGGUUUCCCCUCUUCCUUCCCCUUGUUCUUGUUUUAUAUCCCUCCCUACCCUAUUUGAAGCAAUUUACUUGGCAAAGUCAAGUUUCAAUAUUUUAUCCUCCCUCUGUUAUCUGUCAAAGGGUUAUAACAAGUAUUGUUAUUCCUCUAUUUGUCUUGGAGGAUCAUUGAAAAAAGUUGAUAACUUGUCAUUAUGGGAUCAUGUGUCGUGGCUUCUCUUGGCUGCGUGUCUGGGCUCUGGCUAAUGGACAACAUCGAGUUAUUUGAUGCAGGAACCAUGGAAUAAUUACAAGAAUAAUCCAAAUAUUUAUCAGCGUUGACAUUUCAAUGAUCUGGUGGAGUGGGUUACUGUCGAAUCACCAUUGGUUUGAACUAUUUUAAGUAACAAUCAUUCUCUGCAUAUUAGGCUUCAAAGACAUAUUCUUGUGGUCAUGGUAGCUUAUGAGCAUGUCUUUCUUAAUCCGCCUCUAUUUUUUCCUGAAUAAUUUCUUUGCAUGCAAUAUUUAGGACUUAGCCAUCAGUUUUUCUGGCCAAUAUGUAAUAAUUUCAGCCUCUGCUCUUGUAUCCAGUAGUGCAGACUUCUUCUAUCUCUACACAUCUCCAUUUUGAUUAGCUUCUUGGUUCUCUCCUGAUCCCCUGCACUUUUCCAUUUGCAGCAAUACAUCCACACGCUGGAAGCGUCGCUACAAGAGGAAAUGUCCCGCCACGCCCCACUCUAUGGAGCCGGCCUUGAGGCCCUAUCGGCCAAAGAGCUCGAGACGAUUGCCCGCAUCCAUGAGGAGGGGCUCCGGCAGAUUCACGCCGUCCAGCAGCAGCGAAAGGGAAAUGCCAACUCCCUAUUGAGCGGCCACGGGCUCCCUCACACCCACUCCUUAUACCCCACCUCAGCCGCCAUGGCUGUCGGGCUGCCGCCGUCGAUAAUCCCCAAUGGUGUCGGGAUCCACGGCAAGGGGCAGAUGAAUGGCGGCAUGGGUCCCUGGUUCAACCCCUCCUGA